AUAUUGAACCCGAUAAAGAGCCACUGAGUUGGAGCACACGAAUGAAGAUUGCUGUUGGUGCUGCUCGGGGUCUCGAGUAUCUCCAUUGUAAAGCAAGUCCACCAGUUAUUUACCGAGACUUAAAAUCUGCCAAUAUAUUGUUGGAUGAAAACUUCAAUCCUAAGCUCUCAGAUUUUGGGCUUGCUAAACUUGGUCCUGUUGGUGACAAUACUCAUGUUUCAACCCGAGUAAUGGGAACAUAUGGAUAUUGUGCCCCAGAGUAUGCCAUGAGUGGCAAGCUGACUCUAAAAUCUGAUAUCUAUAGCUUUGGUGUUGUUCUGUUGGAGUUGAUUACUGGGCGUAAGGCAAUUGACUCCUCUAAAAAGCCCGGAGAGCAGAACCUUAUUGUUUGGUCUCGACCUUUCUUAAAGGACCGGAAGAAGUUCAUUCAGUUGGUUGAUCCCCGGCUCCAAGGGAGCUUCCCUGUCCGUAGUUUGCACCACACAGUUGCUGUUACUGCAAUGUGUCUUCAGGAGCAAGCAAAUUUCCGCCCCGCCAUUGGGGAUAUUGCUGUAGCACUUGAGUACUUGGCCUCUCAAACGAAUAAAGUGUCACGGAUGAGUAUAUCCCACUCUCCCCAACCACCAUCACCUUUGCAUCGGAAAAAUGGCUUAUUUCCUCGAGGAGAAAGUUUUGAAAGUUUUGCUUCCAUUUGAAGAAGGUGGUUGCUAGAAAUUGAAUCACUUUAAUCACUAUAAGGCCCCCAACCUUCUUUAUACUGGGAUUUUGCAUAAUUUGGUUUCAGAAGG
Messenger RNA from Camellia sinensis, 788 nucleotides. The record is from RefSeq and is a predicted model, not a curated record. Lineage: Eukaryota; Viridiplantae; Streptophyta; Magnoliopsida; Ericales; Theaceae.